AUGGCGUCGCGACUGGUGCUGGUCCUUGGUGACCUCUUCAUACCGGACCGCGCUGCAGAUAUUCCCGCAAAGUUCAAGAAGCUCCUUGCGCCUGGCAAGAUUGGGCAAAUUCUCUGUCUCGGCAACAUCACAGAUCGCGAAACGUACGAGUUCCUGCGCGGCAUCGCGCCGGACCUGCAGAUCGUCAAGGGCGAUUUCGACGUCGAAGCGCCAAACCUCGCCCUCUCCAAAGUCGUCACCCACGGCUCGCUACGCAUAGGCUUCACACAUGGCCACACCAUCAUACCGCCGGGCGAUGGUGACAGCUUACUCAUCGCGGCACGACAGAUGGACGUAGACAUCUUGCUAUGGGGCGGCACACACAAAUUCGAGGCGUACGAGAUGGAGGGCAAGUUCUUCGUAAAUCCGGGGAGCGCGACAGGCGCCAUGACAACGGGCUGGUGGUCAGAGGACGAGGAACCCACACCGAGCUUUGUGCUCAUGGACGUGCAAGGUGACGUUCUUGUGUUGUACGUUUACCAGCUACGCAAGGAUGCGGAGGGCAAUGAGAAUGUUGCGGUCGAGAAGGUCUCUUUCCGGAAGAAUGGCGGGGGCGCAGCAUAG
Molecule: messenger RNA, 603 nt
Organism: Ascochyta rabiei
Lineage: Eukaryota; Fungi; Ascomycota; Dothideomycetes; Pleosporales; Didymellaceae
Product: Vacuolar protein sorting-associated protein 29
Exons: 4
Coding region: 1-603 (200 amino acids)
Biological process (GO): intracellular protein transport; retrograde transport, endosome to Golgi
Cellular component (GO): endosome; retromer complex
Source: RefSeq, a predicted model, not a curated record